This is a messenger RNA of Mycetomoellerius zeteki, 342 nucleotides long. RefSeq names its product fatty acid synthase-like. Gene Ontology annotation, biological process: fatty acid biosynthetic process. The record is from RefSeq and is a predicted model, not a curated record. The transcript has a single exon. Gene Ontology annotation, molecular function: fatty acid synthase activity. NCBI's taxonomy places the organism in Eukaryota, Metazoa, Arthropoda, Insecta, Hymenoptera, Formicidae. The annotation marks the transcript as partial.
UCACCUGAAGGCUAUUGCAGACCUUUCGAUUCCAACGGAAACGGUUAUUCGCGUAGCGAAGCAAUGGGAAUAGUAUACCUUCAAAAGGCGAAAAAUGCUAAGAGAAUUUAUGCUAUAUGUCCGCAUAUAAAAUUAAACAACGACGGUUAUAAAGAAGAAGGAAUAACACAUCCAUCCUUGCUAAUGCAAAAUACUUUACUAAAGGAAUAUUACAAUGAAUGCGGAAUACCGACAUCUUGCUUGGAUUAUUUUGAAACACAUGGUACCGGUACCAAAGUUGGUGAUCCACAGGAAGUCACUGCUAUUUAUAACAAUUUGGGUAAAAAUAGAGAAACUCCAUUA